This is a messenger RNA of Colias croceus (clouded yellow), 1435 nucleotides long. RefSeq lists its product as uncharacterized. Gene Ontology annotation, biological process: lipid metabolic process. Bases 321 to 1277 code for a protein of 318 amino acids. Gene Ontology annotation, cellular component: membrane. NCBI's taxonomy places the organism in Eukaryota, Metazoa, Arthropoda, Insecta, Lepidoptera, Pieridae. Gene Ontology annotation, molecular function: oxidoreductase activity, acting on the CH-CH group of donors. The record is from RefSeq and is a predicted model, not a curated record. The transcript has a single exon.
CAUGCGUGAACUAGACGCAUGCGCCAACAACGUCACAUCUAUUUUAGUAUCCAUCUCUCGCACCCACAGAGCGGCGCAUCGCGCUUACAAAAUUGUAUUCUCACUAUCGCACCGAACCAAACGAGAAAAUAAAUACAAACCAGCACGAGGAAAAGCCAAAAUUAAUCAACUCGGUCCUCAAACAUGAUAAAACAGAUAACAAGCGAAACUAGAACUUAAACAACAUUAACAUAAGUGUUAAAAUGCAGCAAUGCGCCACGACAUCGAUCACAGUAUUCCCUGAUGCCAAAACUUCCAACAUAUAGUGUCAAAUAUUUAUCAUGGAGCCGUUUAUCGAUAGGAACAACUUCGCGGUGAGCGCGAUGGUGACGGUAGCCAUGCAAAUAUUAUUUUUCAUGAUCGCUUCCUUGUCCCAGAGCGACAAAGUUACGGAUUUCACUGGAGGUGCCAAUUUUAUUAUUAUCGCUUUGCUUACAUUCUUCCUCGGCCAAGGAGGGAACAAUUUGAAAAGUUAUGACAGCAGACAGCUGAUGGUGACGGCUUUCGUUUGUUUGUGGGGCGUGAGGCUGUCCGGGUACCUCAUAUACCGGAUAUAUCACAUCGGCAGGGAUAAACAAUUCGAGGAUCGCAAAAGUAACACGCUAAGAUUCGCAGUUUUCUACACAUUUCAAGCGGUAUGGGUUUAUAUCGUCAGUUUGCCCGUGAUUAUAAUAAAUUCGUCGCAUCAUUCAUACCCUAAAGCGCCGAAAACGAUGACAACAUUGGACUCAGCUGGCGCAGGUGUUUUUGUAUGCGGUUUGUUGAUAGAGACGUACGCUGAUUUGCAGAAAUUCGCGUUCCGCCAAGAACCGGCCAAUCAAGGGAAGUGGUGUAACGACGGGCUGUGGGGCCUCUCGAGGCACCCGAACUAUUUCGGUGAAGUAGUCCUCUGGUGGGGCAUAUUCAUAAUUUCACUAAACGUUAUCGAAGGCAUCGAGUUUAUUGCAAUAUUAUCGCCUUUGUUCACGAUGGCCAUUAUAUUGUUCUUAUCAGGAAUACCGUUGCUCGAACGAUCGGCGGAUGAAAAGUAUAGAGAUAACCCAGAUUAUUUAUAUUAUAAGGCGUCUACGUCACCCUUUAUACCGAUACCGCCCUCGUUUUACGUGGAAGUGCCAAAAUUCCUCAAAUUUGUGAUGUGUUGUGAGUUCCCGAUCUACGACUACACGCGGGAGGACUUCGCGGCGCCGACGAUCGUCACCGAGACCACCAGCAUAUCCAUGGUGCAGUCUCAGACAUAGCUACUAAACGCCGCACGUGACAUCGUUGCGGCAAACGAAAAAAACAAUACGAAAUGUCAAAACCCACACAAGAACUUGUGAUACACGGCCGAGGAGCGCCCUCCGAAAAAAUUGCCAAAUUCAUUGCCACUGAAACAAAAUAAUACGUUAGAUAUGAA